UCCCGAGCACUCACGACAUGCUGGGCGUCACCGUCUUCACAGUGCUCCUGGCCUACACCUCCAGCUGCGGGGUCCCCAUCUUCCAGCCCAACCUAUCAGCCCGGGUGGUGGGCGGAGAGAACGCCGUUCCCCACAGCUGGCCCUGGCAGAUCUCCCUCCAGUACCUCAAGAAUGGCGUGUGGAGGCACACCUGCGGUGGCACCUUGAUCACCCCCAGUCACGUCCUCACAGCUGCCCACUGCAUCAGCAAUACCCUGACUUACCGCGUGGCCCUGGGGAAGAACAACCUGGAGGUGGAGAAUGAGGAAGGCUCCGUGUUCAUGGGCGUGGACACCAUCUUUGUCCACGAGAAGUGGAACUCCUUCCUAGUUCGCAAUGACAUUGCCCUUAUCAAACUGGCGGAGCCCGUGGAACUGAGUGACACCAUCCAGCUAGCCUGCCUGCCAGAGGAGGGUUCCUUGCUGCCUCAGGGCUACCCCUGCUACGUCACUGGCUGGGGCCGUCUCUGGACCAACGGCCCCAUCGCUGACGAGCUGCAGCAGGGCCUGCAGCCCGUGGUGGAUCACGCCACAUGCUCCCAGAGAGACUGGUGGGGCAACAACGUGAAGGACACCAUGGUCUGCGCCGGGGGUGAUGGCGUCAUCUCAGCCUGCAACGGGGACUCGGGCGGCCCACUGAACUGCCAGGCCAAGAACGGCUCUUGGGAGGUGCGGGGCAUUGUCAGCUUCGGCUCCGGGCUGAGCUGCAACACCCUCAAGAAGCCCACGGUCUUCACCCGCGUGUCCGCCUACAACAACUGGAUCAACGAGAAAUUACAGCUGUGAUUCAUCCCUGGGAGCCAAGGCCGCAAACCCCGGCAACCACAAUAAACCUCCUUUCCCCUCAA
This is a messenger RNA of Delphinapterus leucas (beluga whale), 886 nucleotides long. The record is from RefSeq and is a predicted model, not a curated record. Lineage: Eukaryota; Metazoa; Chordata; Mammalia; Artiodactyla; Monodontidae.